GUCAGUAAAAAGAACUGUCAAAGUCAAAUUGACAGAAUAGAAUGUUGACAAAAUCCGUUUUUGAGACAAACAAGGCACGCGGCAAAAGUAAAUGAAUUUGGUAAAUAAUAUCAGUGAAUUUCUGCUCUUUAACCAAAAUCAGUGGUAUAAAUCGGAAAUACCUACUUACAUUUUUUGGAGCAACAAGCCUAGACAUGGCCGACGAAUGGAUUGAGUAUGUUAACGACACGCGAACAAUAUGUAAAUACGGAGUAAAGUGUUAUCAAAAGAAUCCGGAUCACCACAAACAGUUUAAGCACCCACCUAAAAACUUACGAAAAGAUGUUAACCGGGACGGCCGGAAUAAGAGACGAUACUCUCCAUACACCAGAGAGUCUCCGCGUCAGUCACCAAAACCUCAAAGCAGGGAUGAUUCACCUAGCACUAGUAAAGAAAAACCGGUAAAUGAUGAUAGCGAUCAAAAAGCAAGUGAUAGGAACGAUAACAAAGCAGAAGAGCCCAAACUUGGUGACCAAACUCUUGAAGAAAGCUUUAACGUUAAUCUGCCUGAAGAUAUAACAUAUUAUGAUAAAAGCACAGACAACAGUCUCCUAAAAGAACUGUUCCUAGUAGAGAUGCCUGAAGACUUCUUUAAAUUUUUUGAAUGUAUAAGUGAAGGUGGAAAAUCAUUUGAAGAAACAUUGGCCAGCGUGAACUUGAUGCCAAUUGGUCCAUAUGAGCUGCUAAUGGGAAAACUGCCAAAGUUAAAUAACAAGGAAUUGUAUCUAAUUCACUGGAGGUUCUUUUUUGAUCCUGCUGAAUUCCAGGCAGUUCUGAAGAAGAAAAAGAACAGUGCAUACCACAUAGGAUACUUUCGAGAUGAUCCUGAGGAGAAACCUGUGUUUGUAGCCAGUAAUGACUGUGACAAAGAUUAUCACAUCACACCCAUGGCUUACAAUAUCUUUGGAGCGGUUUAUGAGUACUUACAAAAUGAGAAAAAGCAUUCACCCUUUACUGCAAUGUCUUGUCAGAAGUUAAUGGAUAAAAUAAAACAAUAUGCUGAGGAGAACAAAAUCAGUUUGGAGGAAUUUAAUAUGAAGAAAAGAUUGUCCCAAACAGUUACUAGGUCCUUCCACGGUGCAGGCAUUGUGGUACCAUACAAUAAGAAGACUCAAGUGGGGUACAGACGACUGGUGGAAACUGAUGCAAACUUGAGGAAACUAUUCUCCAGUCUAGCAAAAGCAACAGACCAAAAAGAAAAAGAAAAAUUGCUAUCAGAUCUACAACCAGUAAUAACAUACGCAAGCAUAGCUCUAGAUGAGUCUGAUUUUGGUACAGGCUUGGAAGUAGGCAUAGCUCUCUUCUGUUCUGGGCUGAAGGAAUUGGAACCAAGUGCAUUGAGUAGCUUUACAUCUGCCUACUUUGUGUUAAAUAGGAAACCAUUUGGAGAUAUAAUUCAGGCACACCUGAAGUAUCGUCGCAAAGGUCCAAAUGUUUCAAUGCUACAUCUAAAAUAGUUGAAAAUAUGAAUUCCUGUUGGUUGGUAUUGGCUAUGUAUUGUUCCACACAUAAUGAAGAAAAAGGAAGUUUUAUCACUGUAUGUAUUAUAUCGGGUGUGUCGUUCACAAUCACAUUAAAUGAAAUGCGUUAAUAUACUGGUUAAUAUAUGUCGAUUAACACAAAGAAAAAAGAAAAAUACGUAAAAAUAAAAAAUGAAUUUUUCA
Helicoverpa zea (corn earworm) is the source of this 1703-nucleotide messenger RNA. RefSeq names its product histone PARylation factor 1 (gene Hpf1). Gene Ontology annotation, biological process: DNA damage response; regulation of protein ADP-ribosylation. The transcript has 5 exons. Lineage: Eukaryota; Metazoa; Arthropoda; Insecta; Lepidoptera; Noctuidae. The record is from RefSeq and is a predicted model, not a curated record. Gene Ontology annotation, molecular function: poly-ADP-D-ribose binding; histone binding. The coding region runs from base 195 to 1496 and encodes 433 amino acids. Gene Ontology annotation, cellular component: nucleus.